AUGGUUAGCACUGGGAAAACGGGCUGGCCCGGCCCUACAGGGCCAGCCCGUCACGGGCUCGGGCUUAAACGGGCCGGCCCGUUUAAGCCCGACUCUCCCACGUCUCCUCCCUGCCGCCCAACGUGCUCCAUCGCCUCCUCGCCAAAAGCUCCGUCGCUGGUUGCCGUGAGCUCCGUUGCGUCUCCGGCGGAAGGUCAUGCAUCCUCGCGGUUGCCGGAGCAUGAGAGCUUAUGUUACGGCCUUCUCUAUUACCUUCUUCCUUUGAAGCCGGAGGAGGUAGUUGAAAACAUUUCAACUGAUCAUCAUGGAGAUCCAAAUCAAAAAGUGGAAGGCAGACGUUGUGAGCAUAGAGCAGAGGAAGGGUGGACGAAUGAGAACAAAAAGAAACAAGACAGGUCGCUAGACACAGCAGAAUCAGAAUACGUGAAGAAUUUGUCGAAUGGGUCUGCGCUUGAAGUCCUUCUAUCGGCCAGAAAUGGCGUUUGGAAGGUGAAGUUGGUGAUUGACACGAAGCAAUUGGAGGAGAUUUUGUCGGAGCAGGUGAAUACUGAAGCGUUAAUUGAGAAGAUGAGGAUGGCUGCGUCUGCAACUUCGCCCAAUGAAGCUUCGGAGGUCAUUGCUGAGGUUUUUUCUAGGGUUUCCGCUACUGUGUCCUUCGCCCCCUCGUCAAUGGGGAGAUUCGUGGUAGAGAAGAACAGCUUGAGGGUGACCUCGCCGGACAAAAUCAAAGGUACAUAUGACAGUGCGAUCGGGAACUUUGGGAUUCCUCAGUAUGGAGGUAGCAUGGCUGGGACUGUUGUGUACCCUAAGGAUAAUCAGAAGGCUUGUAAAGAGUUGGAUGACUUUGGCCUCUCCUUCAAAUCAAGGCCUGGAGCUCUUUCCACAAUCCUUUUUCUCGAUCGUGGAAAUUGCUUCUUUGCUUUGAAGGUCUGGAAUGCUCAAAAGGCAGGAGCUUCUGCAGUUCUUCUUGUGGCGGAUGAUGUUGAGAAACCCUUAAUAACAAUGGACACACCUGAAGAGGAUGUAUCAUCUGCAAAAUACAUAGAGAAUAUUACAAUACCCUCUGCUCUCAUUGAGAAAAGUUUCGGUGAAAGAUUGAAGAAAGCCAUAAGUAGUGGAGAGAUGGUCAAUGUAAAUCUUCAUUGGAGAGAGGCUGUACCCCAUCCGGAUGAUCGUGUGGAAUAUGAGCUGUGGACCAACAGCAAUGAUGAGUGUGGGGUCAAAUGUGAUAUGUUGAUGGAAUUUGUAAAGGAUUUCAAGGGUGGUUACACUCAGUUUACUCCGCAUUAUAUAACUCGAUACUGUCCCCAGGCAUUCACUUUAAGCAAGCAGUGCAAGUCCCAGUGCAUAAAUCAUGGAAGAUAUUGCACCCCUGAUCCAGAGCAGGACUUCAGCACGGGUUAUGAUGGGAAAGAUGUGGUUAUUGAGAAUUUAAGGCAGUUAUGUGCCUUCAAAGUGGCAAAUGAAUCUAAAAAUUCUUGGGUUUGGUGGGACCAUGUGACUGAUUUUCAAAUAAGAUGCCCCAUGAAGGAAAAGAAAUACAAUAAGGAAUGUGCAGAUGCUGUUAUUAAGUCACUUGGUCUUGAUAAUAACAAGAUUGAAAAGUGCAUAGGAGAUACAGACGCUGAUUCUGAAAAUCCUGUUCUGAAAGAAGAGCAAGAUGCUCAAGUUGGGAAGGGUUCGCGAGGUGAUGUUACCAUAUUGCCUACACUUGUUGUCAAUAAUCGACAGUAUCGAUUUGCCUUGUAUAAUAGAUAUAUGGAAUUUUCCAAUCCUAAGACUUUUUCUUUCUGGAAAGACAAAAAUACUUAUAUUGAAACUCACAGCCGCGCGUGCAUGGUCUUUUGUCCUGUCAAUAAGGUUCUAGUGCACAGAAAACCACAAUUACGUCGAGGACCUGUUUGUCUCCAUGUGAUGUACUCCUCCGAUCCUUAA
Molecule: messenger RNA, 1935 nt
Organism: Neltuma alba
Lineage: Eukaryota; Viridiplantae; Streptophyta; Magnoliopsida; Fabales; Fabaceae
Product: vacuolar-sorting receptor 3
Exons: 7
Coding region: 1-1935 (644 amino acids)
Source: RefSeq, a predicted model, not a curated record